This is a messenger RNA of Microdochium trichocladiopsis, 1995 nucleotides long. RefSeq lists its product as uncharacterized. The coding region runs from base 1 to 1995 and encodes 664 amino acids. The transcript is spliced from 4 exons. Lineage: Eukaryota; Fungi; Ascomycota; Sordariomycetes; Xylariales; Microdochiaceae. The record is from RefSeq and is a predicted model, not a curated record.
AUGAAGCUCUCUAGUCUCGAGGCGUGGUAUCAGGCAUAUAUCGCAGAGGACGACAACGCCACUGGCGUAGACUCAGCCGUCGUCCAGGCUGUCAAGUCCGACUACCUCGAUGACGAUCUGGUCAAUUCACGUGUUCAAAGUCUCCGGGCAACGGCAUGCGUCGAGCAAGGUUUCUGCCAUCAGUGCAAGCAUCUUCUUGAACAUUGGCCGAGCCUUCCCAGAGAUGUGUUGCGGGCUCAUCGAAUUGCGCGGGUCCUGGAGACGGAAGAGGUCGAGGCAGCAGCCCUCGAAGGCUGCAGGUUUUGCACAUUCAUCUUCUACCGGCUGAAUUUUCAGGGUCUUCUCAGAACAUUUCGAAAAAUUGAGGCACGACUUCGGAGGCUUGGGCUCCCUGCAACAGCCUCUCUAGCCGUCCAGAACUGGACAGAGCUCGACUUCACCCCUCAGCUGCUGUGGGUCAAUUUUCCUGGAAAGAGUGCGAGCGAGUACGGUUCCCCAAGGGCGGAAUCCUCACAUUUCGAGUCACAUGAGCACACGAAGCCCUCUAGGUUGAUCUCGAUUAAGAAUGAUGUUCCCCGACUUGAGAUCACUUCAGAAUGGGGGACGAUACCUCCGUAUGCCACACUCAGCUAUUGCUGGGGAAGACAGAAGUUCCUCAUGCUCACCGAAGAUAAUCUUGAACGCUUUAUGGAAGGCAUACCACUUGUGAGCAUGCCCAAGACUUUCCAGGAUGCCAUCGUGGUACUUCGGGCACUCGGCCUCUCAUACGCCGAUUGGACGUACGAGGCGGGCCUCAUGUGCUCUGUGUACGGCGGCUCCCACCUCAACUUAGCAGCCACAGGCGCAACAAGCGUCCACGAAGGAUUAUUCACGCGGGCACAGCACUCUAGCGGCGGGUUUUAUGCCCAAAUUACUGUGAUUAACGAGUCGACCGGCCGUGGGGAUCAUUCGCUAAUCCACAACUUUCAUUCCCCACUGGUAUAUGAGGAGUCAACUACAGAAACUCACCUGGCACGUCGUGCCUGGACGCUACAGGAGAAGCUUCUGGCUCCACGGACGCUCAUUUGGGGACUUGGGUAUCGCCGUCAUGGUAUCGCUUCGGAAUUUCUGCCUGAGGGUUCUCCCAACAAGCUGGGAAUUCAUCUCGUCCGGCCGGAGGACGAAGCAUGGCCCUGGCAUGAGAUCGUCAACAUCUAUUCUGCAGCUCAUCUCACAUUUGGGUCGGACCGCCUCCCUGCCCUGUCUGGGAUCGCGGCCCGGCAAGGCAGCCUCGUGGGCGGUGGCUAUCUUGCCGGCAUGUGGCAAGACAGGCUUGCAAUGCAGCUGGACUGGAGGGCCAGAGAAACGAGACCAAGGCCAGAGAGGAGAGCGCCGUCGUGGUCGUGGGGGUCUAUCCCCGGCAGCGUUGAAUGGGCAGACGUCUGGCACAGCGGGCUGAUGGGCACGAGAGACACAGGCCAGUAUGUCCAUGUGGUCGAGGCAUGGACGAAACCUUCAGGCCCUGAUCCGUACGGCGCCAUCACUGCAGGACGCUUAACUCUUGCAUGCUCUGCUGCGGCGCGCGGACAUAUCCAGUCGUGUGCGCAUGACGAAGAGGACGAGGCUUGUGCUAAGCUGAUACUCGAGCCUGGCCUGCAGGAAGUUCCCAUCAGCCUGGAUUGUCUCGACGCAGAUUUCGAAUCCGACACGCGCUGUGCAUACUUGUUGCCGAUUUUUCGCGGACAUACAGAGAACAGAUAUCCGCGCGAAGGAGUCUACAACUUUGAUGUACUGGAGCCGCAUGGCAACGGGCCAGGGACGUUCCGCCGCAUUGGAUCGUUCAAACUUCGCGACAAGCCCUGCCCAGAAGCGCGCGUCGUCAAAGAGGACUGCAAGUAUCACCAGGUUCUUUCAGUUCUGGGCGAAACGGGCGGAGCCACAGCAGAGAAGAUCUGUAAUAGUAUUCUCGUGGAUAGUGAGCAUCCCGGUGCACGCUUUGUGAUAAACAUCGAAUAG